ACAAGCAGGACAGGAGAUAAGGCCUGGGAAUGCCCGGGGAAGGAGCAUGGAGCCUGCUGAAGCAAGUUCUUCAGGAGCAGUUGCCUCACUUCCUCUACCUCUACCACCCCCAGCCGCUGAGCACAAAUGGCAUCCCAAGUGCCUCUUCUACUGCUUUCAACAGAUCACGAACUAGAGCUCGCUAUCGGACCAAAGCCAUGUACUCUGAGGUGGACGAGAGCCUCUUUGGAGGUGUCAAGCCCCCAGCGUCGGGCCAGAGUGACAGCCCCAUUGUGCUGCUGCAGGACAAGCACACCAUCCGGAAGACUCUCUCUGCCCUGGGCCUGGACCAUAAGCCAGAGACCAUCCAGCUCAUCACCAGGGACAUGGUGCGAGAGCUCAUUGUUCCCACAGAAGACCCCUCCGGGGAAUCCCUAAUCAUCAGCUCUGAGGAGUUUGAGCGGAUCAAAAGGGCAUCCCAUGUUCUGACCAGGGAAGAGCUGGAGGCCCACGAGCAGGCCUUCAAGAAGGAGAAGGAAGCCAUUGUGGAUGCGGUGACCAUACGCAAGAAGAUCAUGAAACAGAAGGAAAUGGCUCGCAAGAACAACAAGAAGCUCACAGACCUGGAGGAGGAAGCCAAGGAGCGGGCCCAGAACCUCUUGCAGAGAGCCAGCAAGCUGCGUAUGGAGCAGGAGGAAGAGCUCAAGGACGUCAACAAGAUUAUCCUCAAUGCCAAGUGCCAUGCCAUCCGGGAUGCCCAGAUCCUGGAGAAGCAGCAGAUACAAAAAGAGCUAGAUGCAGAGGAGAAGCGGCUGGAUCAGAUGAUGGAAGUGGAGCGGCAGAAAUCCAUCCAAAGGCAGGAGGAACUGGACAGGAGGAGGAGGGAGGAAAGAAUACGAGGAAGACGACACAUUGUGGAACAGAUGGAAAAGAACCAGGAGGAGCGCUCGCUCCUUGCGGAGCAGCGGGAGCAGGAGAAGGAGCAGCUGCUGGAGUACAUGGAGCAGCUCCACGAGGAGGAUCUGCGGGACCUGCAGCAGAGACAUCAGGAAAAGCUGAAGAUGCAGGCUGAGAUUAAGCGCAUCAAUGACGAAAACCAGAGGCAGAAAGCACAGCUGCUGGCUCAGGAGAAGCUGGCCGACCAGAUGGUGAUGGAAUUCACCAAGAAGAAGAUGGCUCGAGAAGCAGAGUUUGAGGCUGAGCAGGAGAGAAUCCGGAGAGAGAAAGAGAAGGAGAUUGCGCGCCUGAGGGCCAUGCAGGAAAAGGCCCAGGACUACCAGGCAGAACAGGAUGCCUUGCGGGCCAGGCGCAACCAAGAGGUUGCAGACCGAGAAUGGCGCAGAAAGGAAAAGGAAAAUGCACAAAAGAAGAUGGAAACUGAGGCUAAGCUGCGAAAAAGUCGACUGGAACAGGUGGCGUUCAAGGAGCACACUCUGGCUGUUCAGGUGCAACGGGACCGGGAUGAGUUUGAACGGAUUCUCCGGGCUCAGCGAGAGCAGAUUGAGAAGGAGCGGCUAGAGGAGGAGAAAAAGGCCACGGGGCGCUUGCAGCACGCCAAUGAGCUCCGGCGCCAGGUGCGUGAGAACCAGCAGAAGCAGGUGCAGAACCGGAUUGCCACCUUCGAGGAGGGCCGGCGCCUCCAAGAGGAGGCCCAGAAGCGGCAGGAGCGCAUUAAGGACAUUAAGAAGAAGAAACUCGAAGAGCUGAGAGCCUCCGGCCUUCCUGAGAAGUACUGCAUUGAAGCAGAGCGCAAAGUGAACAUCUGGCCAACAGCUCCGAACUGAACAGGGAGCCUUCAGGACCUUGGCAUACCUUCAGGGGACAGCUUCUGCCCAGUCUGUGGGUUUCAAUAAUUGUUGCUAACCUAAACAUUUCACAUUUAGAGAUUAAAUCUAUUCUACUU
Messenger RNA from Octodon degus (degu), 1882 nucleotides. RefSeq names its product cilia and flagella associated protein 45 (gene Cfap45). The record is from RefSeq and is a predicted model, not a curated record. The transcript is spliced from 12 exons. The coding region runs from base 30 to 1763 and encodes 577 amino acids. Lineage: Eukaryota; Metazoa; Chordata; Mammalia; Rodentia; Octodontidae.